Messenger RNA from Ylistrum balloti, 879 nucleotides. RefSeq names its product N66 matrix protein-like. The record is from RefSeq and is a predicted model, not a curated record. NCBI's taxonomy places the organism in Eukaryota, Metazoa, Mollusca, Bivalvia, Pectinida, Pectinidae. Bases 1 to 879 code for a protein of 292 amino acids. The transcript is spliced from 6 exons.
AUGUGGCGUGAAUUUUUUACUAUUACAGCUAUAUGCUUUUUAUCUGAAGCCCUUCCCCUGGAAAAACGCUUUCUGAUGUUAUUUGGACACCAAUACAACAAUCCCGGUGAUAUGACGAACGAGUUUUCCGGAAAUACAGGUGGAAGUAGCAAUGUUGGAAAUACCGGAAAUAGUGGCACUUCCGGUUCACAAAACAUCAAUAGUAUACCGGGCGACGCAACACAUUACCUUGAUAAUACGCACAGCUAUUAUCAUGCUAUGUCAGGUGGAAAUGCUGGUUAUGUUCAACAUGCCGGAAACAGUGGGCCAGCUUUCGCUUCCCAGAGUUCUUCUACUGGUCACGGAACCGAUCAUCUUCCGGGAAAAUGUCCGUGGAUCGGCUGUUCCUUUGAUUGCCAGGAUAUCGAUAGUGUAACGGGAUGUAUCAUCUGUAUCAAUGGAUGCUCAUCUUCUUCAUCUGGUGUAAAUGCCAACGGAGGAUCCGGAAGUUCAUCGAAUACCGGAAAUAGUGUUAGCACAGGUCCUGGACAAUUGGCGGGAGGAAGUAACUCGGUGAAUGGAAAUCAAACAGGAAAUGGUACUGGACAAAUUGUAGGGACAACCACUGGUGGUAACAACCCUAAUAAUGGGUCUGUUCAUCAAAAUGGCGGAGGAGCAGGAACCAACACUGGCAGUGCUCCUUCGACAUGUCCACCAUUUCCUGUCAACUGUCCCAGAGGAAGCGCCAUGAUGGUCAAUGGCUGUCCGGAAUGCAACGUGAUGACGACGACUGUUGCCAUGGUUCACCGAGCCACGUGCCAACCUACUCGGUGUGUAGCGCCUUGUAACAAAGGAGUCUCUAUUGACGUCACGACCGGAUGUCCUGUUUGUAUUUGUUAG